This is a messenger RNA of Morus notabilis, 1402 nucleotides long. Its product is annotated as GDSL esterase/lipase LTL1. Gene Ontology annotation, molecular function: hydrolase activity, acting on ester bonds. Lineage: Eukaryota; Viridiplantae; Streptophyta; Magnoliopsida; Rosales; Moraceae. The transcript is spliced from 5 exons. The coding region runs from base 58 to 1161 and encodes 367 amino acids. The record is from RefSeq and is a predicted model, not a curated record.
UUCGCAUUGACAAGUAAUAACUAGUAAGAGCAAGUGCCUAGUAACGUCGUUUCCAAUAUGGAUAGCUCUUUUGGUGUCGUUUCCUCCAUAGUACUAGGAGCACUAGUGAUCACUCUGAGCAGCUUUGGCUUUCAAGCUGAGGCCAGAGCUUUCUUCGUCUUCGGAGACUCUCUCGUCGACAACGGCAACAACAACUACUUGGCUACCACUGCCCGUGCCGAUAACUACCCUUACGGCAUUGACUACCCUACUCACAGACCCACCGGUCGUUUCUCGAACGGCCUCAACAUUCCUGACCUUAUCAGUGAGGCAAUUGGGUCAGAGCCAACAUUGCCAUACUUGAGCCCUGAGCUCACUGGUGAAGGACUUCUUGUUGGUGCCAACUUUGCCUCUGCUGGGAUUGGAGUUCUCAAUGACACUGGGAUUCAGUUUCUGAAUAUUAUUCGUAUAUACAAACAAUUGGAGUACUUUCAACAAUACCAAACAAGGGUUAGUGCUCUUAUUGGAGCAGAGCAAACUGAAAGACUUGUGAAUGAGGCAUUGAUUCUCAUCACCCUUGGGGGCAAUGACUUUGUGAACAACUACUAUUUGGUGCCUUUCUCCGCCAGAUCUCGCCAGUACUCCCUGCCGGACUACGUCGUCUAUGUGAUAUCGGAGUAUCAGAAAGUUCUUGCGAGACUAUAUGAGUUGGGAGCAAGGCGGGUAUUGGUGACAGGUACUGGACCAUUGGGAUGCGUCCCAGCAGAGUUGGCCAUGCGCAGCCCAAAUGGCCAGUGCGCGGUCGAGCUGCAGAGAGCUGCCGGACUAUUCAACCCCCAACUUGUGCAAAUGAUCAAUAGGCUCAACAGUGAUAUUGGUUCGGAUGUGUUUGUUGCUGCAAAUGCAUUUGAAAUGCACAUGGACUUUAUCUCCAACCCUCAAGCAUAUGGAUUUGUUACAUCAAAGGUAGCAUGUUGUGGACAAGGACCUUACAAUGGUUUAGGGCUUUGCACUAUAGCAUCAAACUUGUGCCCAAACAGAGACAUAUAUGCUUUCUGGGACGCAUUCCAUCCAUCGGAGAGGGCAAACAGAAUAAUAGUGAGGAAUAUUUUGGAGGGAGACUCCAAAUACAUGCACCCAAUGAAUCUCAGCACUAUUAUGGCCUUGGACUCUAGGACCUAGAGGAGAUAUUACUCUUUCUUCACUUGUUAAAUUGUCAAUUUUCACUUUGUCGCAUGUGUCUUGUCAUUGUUACUAUCACUAGGUUUUUUUUUUUUUUUUGGAGUGAAUUAUCAUCAUUAGUUAUUCCUCAAGGUCCGCUAGAAAAUUCCAUUGUGGUGUUUCAAUAAGUAAUGAAAUUAAGAAUGUCCUGUAUUUGUAUUUCAAUAAGCACUACUGGAAUAAAAAGAAAAUAAUAAUUUGA